UCGGUUUUGUUUAUUUCUUGUUACCUUUAACUCACUUGAUUAAAUUGUUUUCCUUUUCAAUUAGUAUUAAUUGUCCAUCGAAUAGUAAUUAAAAUCUACUGACCAAUGGAAACAAUUAAUUCGCCAUUUUAGACAAAACACUCUCAUUCCAAACAAAGAACCAACUGUUUGUCUUGUUUUCUUUUCUUCUCUUGUGGUUUUCUCUCUUUCUCUCUCUCUUUUCCUCUUACUUUCUCUUUCUUUUUCUCUAUUUUGUUUUCUUUUUCUCUUUUUAUUUUUUUUUAUCAUUUUCUAUUCUAAAAGUGAACUCAUAUUCUCUUUUUGCUUUUUGUCGGUGUUGGUGGAGGAAUUAUUAUUAUUAUUAUUAUCCAUAUUCUUUCUGUAUCUUGCUCUCUUUUUCUUGCUCUUCUUCUGUUGUUGUUUUAAUUUUCUCACCUUUAUCUCUCAAUCCAUCGAAAAGGUUUCAUCUUAAAUGAUUUUAUUCUGGUCUUGGGUUAAUCUGGUCUCUUCUCAACUGUUGGUUUGGUUUUAAUUUCUUAUUCCUGCCCGGCCGUUCAAUUUUAAAAUUCUCACUCUGGUUUCUCCUACUUGCGCUUGGAUUUACAUUAUUUUACUUCUCUAUCAUCCUUAUUUUGAUUAUUCUUCUAUCAACAUCAUCCACUCUAUCAUCGUAUAUAAUAUAUUGUGCUUUCUUUGACAAUAACUAAACAACAGUAUCAGUAACAUGGAUUGUUAAUUGUUUCAUGUUAACUUUAUACUCUGAAAGGCCUCAGCUAUCAGCAAACCUGAUUAUAUUGUUAAUCAAUAUUUAAAGGAAAGCAGUGAUAUCCAGUGACUGUGAUAAUCAACUUUCUAUCUAUAUCUCACUCUCUCAACUUUUUUCUCCUUCUUCAUCAACAUAUUUUGUUUACUCAGACAAAAAAACAACAACAACAAAAUUAUCCAUAUUGUGGUUAAUCUUGUAUAUGUGAUUGUCUCUCUCUCUAUUUCCCAUCAAAUUGUAAACAACCCUAAUAACCAAUUAUGUCUGGGUUUACAAGUCAACAAUUAGAGAAACGUUUAGGUGAUUUAAAUAGUUCAGCUCAAACAAUUCAAACCUUUUCAUUAUGGUUAAUUCAUCAUAGAAAACACCAUAAGUUAAUUGUGCAAACCUGGUUCAAAGAGCUUAAAAAGGCAACUACAAAUCGUAAAUUGACCUUCAUGUAUUUAGCCAAUGAUGUUAUUCAAAAUAGUCGUAAAAAAGGACCUGAAUUCACCAAGGAAUUUGCUGGAGCCUUGAAACCAGCAUUUAUUGCGGUUGCUAAAGAGGCAGAUGAUAAAACCUGGAAAGGCCUAGAGAGGAUACUCACUGUUUGGGGUGAGAGAAAUAUUUACGAUUCUAAUCAAAUAUCUGAUUGGAGGAAAGCACUUGACGAUUUAAAAGGUUCUAAAAAUGGUUCUACCGAUGAAAAUAAUGGACCAACCAAAAAGGAUCGAGCCUCAACACCGACCACAAAUGAUGCUAAAAGAUUCAAAGCAUCACACAAAAGUAACAUCUCUAAAUCGACCACACAACCAACCAACGCCAAUACAACAACAACAACAACAACAACAACAACGACAACAACGACAGCAACAACAACAACCAGCACCACCAAUAGUAACAAUUCAAAUAAUAAUAAUUCAAAAAACUCAUCGACCAUUAAAACAACAGUUUCUUAUUCAUCAUCAACUCCCAAGAAUAGUAUUAGCAAGAAGACAACAAAUAAAACCGCACCAACAUUAACCACAACCGUAAAUGAUACAAACACCAACAAUGGUAUUAAAUUGGAGAGAAGUGUUAAAUUUGAUGAUUCAAAAUUUACUGUCAAUGAGACAGCGAUAGUUAAAUCAAUUGACCCGGAAGAGUUAAUUUCAGCUCUACAAAUUCUUGAAUAUUCUGCCUCAAGCGAUGCCAAUGUCCGUGAAAAGAUUGCCUCUUUACCGCCAGAAGUAUCAGAUGCUAGUCUAUUGAAAAAAAUUCGUGAUAAAGAUUCAGCGGAAAGAUUACAACGUCAAGUUGACGAGGCUUGUACCAUUCUCGCCGAUUAUAAUAAUCGUUUAACCGUUGAACUUGAGGAGAGAAAGAAAAUUUCAAAUAUGUUAUAUGCUUUUGUUAAAAAUCAGAAAGAUUCUUUAACGGCAGCGGAACAACGUCUUGCCGAAUUUAAGGAGAAACUACUCUCCGUCUCCCAAGUUCGUGAUGAGCUUAAAUCUCACCUACAAAAUUUACCCGACCUUAGUUUAUUACCCUCGAUAUCUGGUGGACUUGCACCUUUACCCUCAGCUGGUGACCUUUUCUCAAUAGCCGCAGCUAAAGCCGCCAUGUCAGCCAAUUCAUCCAUGGAGUCAACCUCAUCGGCAUCACCUAACACCGCAUCACCCGCUGAUUAUGGUACACCAACGAGCACUGGUACACCAAAUAGUGCUAAUGAAGAAAGUUACUCAAUAAGAAGUUAAAUUGAUUCGCAACCUCGUCAACACAUCAACGUAUCUCCAUCAUCUCUCCCUCUCUCUCUCUCACACACACACAUCAAACAUUUCAACGAUAAAUGGGGAGAAAACUAAUAUAAUUUGAUUCAAGUUGUAUUCCAAUUUUUGGAUCCACCAAACAUUUCAAACAAUUAACUAAUCAACCCCUCACAUCGACAUGGAGACAUUUUUUUCAUCCCAAUCUUUUGCUGAGCGACUAUUUCUUAAAUCUACCUUGUCCCUUUUUCCGCUUCCAUAUCUUUUUUUCGUAACAGUGACAUUUUUUCCCUCUACCACCUCAUCCCAACCACCGCCAUUUCCUCCUUUCCAUCCUCACCUUGUAUCUCCCUCUCUUCCUCUCUCUCUCUCUCUCCUUGUCACUUACAUUUUUUGCUUUCCUUCAGAAAAUCAAGACUGAAUGUGUGUAUAUAUUAUACGAAACAAAUUUAAAAUCAAAUGUAAAAAUAACUAAUUAAUUAAGAGACUAUUGGUCAAAAUACUGUAAUUAAAUCAUCUCUCAACAAACCUUGCCAAUAAAUCAACUAUUAAUCGUAA
Messenger RNA from Panonychus citri (citrus red mite), 3045 nucleotides. RefSeq names its product regulation of nuclear pre-mRNA domain-containing protein 1B-like. Bases 1024 to 2478 code for a protein of 484 amino acids. Gene Ontology annotation, biological process: mRNA 3'-end processing. The transcript is spliced from 3 exons. The record is from RefSeq and is a predicted model, not a curated record. Gene Ontology annotation, molecular function: RNA polymerase II complex binding. Gene Ontology annotation, cellular component: RNA polymerase II, holoenzyme. Lineage: Eukaryota; Metazoa; Arthropoda; Arachnida; Trombidiformes; Tetranychidae.